Glycine soja is the source of this 1252-nucleotide messenger RNA. RefSeq lists its product as uncharacterized. The record is from RefSeq and is a predicted model, not a curated record. The transcript has 6 exons. Lineage: Eukaryota; Viridiplantae; Streptophyta; Magnoliopsida; Fabales; Fabaceae. Bases 222 to 1052 code for a protein of 276 amino acids.
AGAGAAUAUCCAAAACAAAAUCAUCUCUUUUUUGGGGGGGUUAGGUCAGAACAAAAUUCUCUCUAAUAAGAUGAUGAUCAUGUAGAAGAGAAGUGAACAGUUCCAAUUUCCGAAGAUAGAGAGAAACUUGAAAUGAAAAUGAGAAUAGGCAGAAGCAGAGGCUAACAACAGAGAAUAGAAUAUUUAUCACUUUUUCACUUUGCUUCUCUCUCUACACUUCCAUGGAGCCUCCACCUUCCUAUUCCUAUUCCCCAUUCCCAUUCUCACUUGAGCGCCACACACAGAUACAAAUGCACGAUCCCAUUCUCUUCUUCCUCUUCUUCGCGUCCCUCUCCUCCCUUCUCUUCCUCUCUUUCUCUCUCUUCAAACGCUUCUCGACAAAAAAGGAACACCACCACCAUACUCAAAAAGUUCCCAGCUUGUUGGGAGAGGAACAGAGACCCAAGAAGAAGAGAAAGAAGCCCAAGAAGAAGAGAACCCAAGGUGACGACGCCGCCAAUUCGGGUUCGGGUUCCGACUCGGGGCUCCGACUUGAAUCCACGUGCCAGUAUCCGUUUACGUCUUCCAGUAGCGUUAUGCAGAGAAAGAUCAAACAGCAGUAUGAUGAGCUCGUCAGAUGCAACCACUUGAAGAAACUCACGCUGCCCCAGGUUGUGCAGUUUGCUAAUAGUUUGGUUGAUGCUAGAAAUGAGCUACAACACAAAGCUGAUGUGAUUCAACGUAAGUUUGUAAUAACGAAGGCUUUACUAUGUAAGGCAGAUAGAUCUUCUUUUGACCGCCUUCAUCAACAGAUAUACAAGCUAGAAUUAGAGCAAAAACGUUUAGAAGAGGAUGUUUUUGUUUAUAACUCGCUUCAACAACAGCUUAAACUGUCACCAGCCUACCAGAAGAUGCUUGAACUUGGAGCUUGCAUGGAGAAGGAAAAAUCAAGUGAACUGGGAGAGAACAGAGAUGAUGAUUUUGCUGAAAUUUCUUUUGAGGAAUUGUUAGCACAGGAGAAGAAAGAUUCAUUUUGGCAAAAAAAUGGGAAAUCAAGACUAAGCUCAAGCUAAUAACACUACUAGCUUGGUUAACUGUAACCUCCUGAGUUAGUUUAGUAUGUACAUCCAAUACCUGUAGUAGUGUGUUGUCACAGGAAUGUUCUUUUUGGUUCUUUGCCUGUGCCAAUUUUGGUUGUUAAUGGAAUAUAGAUGAUACAACUUUGAGUUUAUUUUAGAAAUUUAUGAAUGGAAGCCAGUUAAAUUGAAAUUAA